Molecule: messenger RNA, 1464 nt
Organism: Pleurotus ostreatus (oyster mushroom)
Lineage: Eukaryota; Fungi; Basidiomycota; Agaricomycetes; Agaricales; Pleurotaceae
Exons: 6
Coding region: 1-1464 (487 amino acids)
Biological process (GO): GPI anchor biosynthetic process
Cellular component (GO): endoplasmic reticulum
Molecular function (GO): hydrolase activity
Source: RefSeq, a predicted model, not a curated record
AUGAUGUCUAUAAUGCGCCUAUCCAAAGGCCCUAACCCACGAGUCGUGCUGGCCCUGCGGAUACUGUGGGCCGUUCUCAUCCUGGGUUGUGAAUACGCAACUUUCGCUUGGACGGCCAGCCAAUGUCCAUGGCCUUCCCUCACUUCUCCGGCAAGUUCGCAGGUCUCCCGAAUCCUCAUUGUCGCCGACCCGCAGAUUCUCGACCACGGCUCGUAUCCCGACCGAGGCAUCAUCCUCACUUUUCUUUCACGCGUCUUUACCGACUUGAACUUGCGGCGGAGCUGGCGGGCCGCGCUACGGAAGCAACCUGAUGCAGUUGUGUUUCUCGGAGACAUGAUGGAUAACGGAAGAGUGAACAUGUCGGAUGACGAAUACGAGAGAUACUACGCCCGUUUCAACAGCAUUUUUGCACAAGAUGAAUCUACACCGCGAUAUUUCGUUCCCGGAAACCAUGACACGGGCAUUGGUGCGGCUAAAAUGUUCUCACCUGAAGCUCAUAACCGCUAUUUGAAACACUUUGGCCCGCCAAACCACGUUCAGACGAUGAGCGGCUAUACUCUGGUCUUCGUAGAUGCACCUAGUCUCGUCGAAGAAGAAUAUGAACGCACCGCUAAGGCCAUUCAGUUUAACCAGUGGACUCCGGUGAAAGGGGGACCGGUUGAAUUUAUACACACAUUCCACAAAAAUAAAACCGAUUCCCCAAUCAUCCUGUUUACCCACAUACCGCUAGCAAGGCCGGAAGGUGUUGACUGCGGACCGCUGCGGGAGCGAGGGACAAUACACCGUGGCGGGGGUAUUGGAUACCAAAACACGCUGGGGCAACAGAUGUCACAUUUUAUCCUAGACCAAGUUCAGCCGUCUCUUAUAUUUAGUGGAGACGACCAUGAUUACUGCGAGUACAUCCACACUUUAAACGAUUCCACUCGGAUCCGCGAAGUGACGGUGAAGUCGCUUUCUAUGGCCAUGGGUAUCAGGCGGCCUGGCUUCCAGCUGUUGUCACUCGCCUUGCCGUCUUCUGCCCCCGUUAAGACAGUGACCCAUGCAGAUGCACCUUGUUUGAUGCCGGAUCAGCUGGCAAUAUAUUUGUCAGUAUACCUGCCUCUUAUUGCGGCGUCCCUUCUGGUGCUCCUUGUUUUGAACGUACUCGGUUCCUCUCGCGCGCCACGGCGUUCAUCGAAUGCAUCGUUGACAAGGAUGACUUCUCGUCCACGGAGUGAUCUGGACGGUAGCGACGACGACCUUCCCAAGCCGAGUACGGUCGCGAAAGGACGUCAUCAAGGAUUCGCACUCCGCGUGCAAUCACGAUUGUGGCGAGGAUGGCGAUUGCGAACAUCUGCUCCGCGAUCAGGGUUGGGCGGUGGGACUAGAAGGUGGUUGGCAGGGUUCGUGUCGGACGCAUGGGACGUUGCGGUGGUACCGCUGGGGUUAUUCAGCGUUCUGGCAGUGUACACGCUGUGGUCGUAA